AUGGAGGACAGUGGAGGCAUUGCUCAGUGGUCCAACGACAGGAGUGGCCGGGGCGGCCGAGGCGAGAUGAUGGGUCGCGGUUCCAUGGGACCCACUGGCGGCUCACUGUCGCUCAGUACAUCUGUGCCCCCCACAGAGUCGCGGCGGCAGCGGACUUCGUCCGCCGCUGCACAGGCAAAGCACGGCGACAGUUCGAGCAAACGAGGGAGCAGGCGCGGCACAGAGGACACGCUACCGCCCAUUAACAGCAAGCGCCAGAGCCGAUCUGGCGAUCCAAAGAAGCCGGCGGCAGUGGCAGCCGCGUCGUCCGGGCGGGGCUCAGCUUCGAAGAAGGGGCGGAGAGCGACGGGCUCGCGCUCAUCCACGCCACGGGGCAGUGCCGUGGGAAAGCGAAGAAGCCACUCCCCAGCGGCGUCAAGGUCAGCCAGCCGCGCGUCUUCGCUCGGCAAAGCUGCAGCGUCUACGGGCUCAAAACAGCGUGGCAAGUCGUCUCGGGGGCCAAGUGCCUCUCGAUCGCGUGCGGGUUCGCGCGCGUCGACAGCGAAAAGGCGCAAAUCCACCAAGGGGAAGGGGCUCAGUGGCCCCGGCAGCAGAAGACGGUCCGUGAAGGGAAAGAAGGGAAAGGGGCGGCCGUCGUCAGCGCGUGGUGGUCUGAAGGAAGACGCGGGCGUUCCCGCUCUCGCGUCCUUUGCGGCAAUGGAGACGACGCAGCGCCUUGCUCUCGAGAAGGAGGAGGACUCCACACGUGAGUCCUUCUUGCCGGAUUACAACCUUCUCGUCAUGAACAUUGUUCGCUCGCAGUUAGCGGUGGUGAAUGAGCGACAGCAGUGCCUCAAUGAUACCUUCAAGGCUAUGCGUGCCCACGGUCUCCAGUUGGCGUCUGGGCAGGAUCCCAAUGCUGCAAUUGACAUGCUGCGGUUACAGUUACAGGCGGAAAUGCAGAAGCAGAUGGAUGAUAUUCGGGUGGAAAAUGGGUCUCUUCGUGGUCUGUUGGACGAAAAGAAAAUUGAGUUGGAGGAGAAAACUGCAGAGAUUCAGGGACUCCGGGACAAGGUUAACCGCAGACUGAUGCGCUUUGAGGUGGAGAGUGAAUCCUUGAAGGCCGAGGUGCAGUCCGUGUUGCAAACAAACCAGCUGGACGUGGACCGAAUGAAGCGGGAUCUUGGGCAUCGUCUCGAUGUGGCCACGGCAACGCUUCGCACCCCCAAGUAUGAUACGGCGUUGCGCUCCAUGCAGGAAAUUGUGCAAAGCGUGCAGGAGGAGAUUCAGGAGCACCAUGAUACUUUGAGCAAACUCAUUGUUUCUAUAGGGGCGCAGGACACUUUUUUGCGAGACAAGAGUGAUUCCAUGCACACCAACUUUCCAACAAGGUAUCGUGAUGAACUGCGGAAGCUAGACAAGGACCAUCUUCUUAACCUACUCGACGUGCUCUCAUUCCACGACGCCGUCGUAGAGACAGUGGGUAAAGCCCUGUACGUGCUGCAAAAGUCGGAGCAUACCACGAAUGUAUUUUAA
Molecule: messenger RNA, 1515 nt
Organism: Trypanosoma conorhini
Lineage: Eukaryota; Euglenozoa; Kinetoplastea; Trypanosomatida; Trypanosomatidae
Exons: 1
Coding region: 1-1515 (504 amino acids)
Source: RefSeq, a predicted model, not a curated record